GUGAGAGUGAGAAAGAGAGGUAUAUCAUCAUCAAAUACAUUGUUAAUAUUAGUAUGGAGCACUUGGUAUCGGUCGCCCUAGUGCAAGGAUUCAUGGCAUUAGUUUUCAUGGCCUUGUUUGUAUUAUUCUACAAGCACACAUCUCCCUUCGUCGGCAACCUGCCGCCAGGCAAAAUUGGAUACCCAAUAUUCGGUGAGACCAUGGAGUUCCUCUCCACCGGAUCGAAAGGCCACCCUGAAAAGUUCAUCUUCGACCGCAUGGCCAACUUCUGCUCCAGCAUCUUCAAGACCUCACUCCUCGGAGAGCCGGUUGCUGUUUUCUGUGGCUCCACAGGCAAUAAGUUCCUAUUCUCUAACGAAAACAAGCUUGUCACUACAUGGUGGCCAAGCUCCGUCCAGAAACUCUUCCCCGCUACCACUGAGCAGACCACUACUGCAUCUCAGGAGGCCAAGAAGUUACGCAAGAUCGUCCAUCCGUUCUUGAAGCCCGACGCUGUCCGAGGCUACAUCGGCAUCAUGGACACCGUAGCCCAGCGCCACUUCGCCGACAACUUGGAAAGUAGCGGUGGCGAAGUUGUUGCCUUCUCUCUGGCCAAACAAUUAACCUUCUGGAUAGCUGCCAGGGUGUUCCUCAGCCUCGACGACCCCAAGGAGAUACGUAAGUUUGAGGAGCCCCUCAAGCUAUUGGUCUCCGGAGUGUACUCCAUCCCCAUCAACCUCCCAGGGACCACCUUCCACCGCGCCCUUAAGGCGUCUUUUUACCUCAGGAAAGAGGUUAUUAAGAUAAUCAAGCAGAGAAAGGUUGAGUUGGCGGAGGGCAAGGCCAACCCCUCGCAGGACAUCUUGUCCCACAUGCUUGUCACCUGCACCGACGAUGGCCAAUGCUGGACCGACCUGGACAUUGCCUGCAGGAUUAUCGGACUCCUCAGCGGCGGCUACGACACCACCAGUUCCGUCUGUACCAUUAUUGUCAAGUAUUUGGCCGAGCUUCCCCAUGUGUACGAGGCCGUCUACACAGAACAAAUGGAGAUAAAAAAGGCAAAGAGGAGAGGCGCAGGAGAGCUGUUGAACUGGGAUGAGUUGCAGAAGAUGAAGUACUCAUGGAAUGUGGCCCAGGAAGUGCUCCGAGUGGCUCCUCCGUUGCAGGGGACUUUCCGUGAAGCCCUGGACGACUUCGUGUUCAACGGCUACACCAUUCCAAAGGGGUGGAAGCUGUACUGGAGCGCCAACUCCACCCACAAGAACCCGGACUACUUCCCCCAACCGGACAAGUUUGACCCCACCCGGUUCGAGGGGAAUGGCCCUGCACCGUAUACGUUCGUGCCGUUCGGAGGUGGACCCAGGAUUUGCCCGGGGAAAGAUUAUGCGCGGCUAGUGAUCCUGGUGUUCAUACACCACUUGGUCACGCGCUACAGGUGGGAGAAGAUCAUUCCCGACGAGAACACCGUCGUCGAUCCCUUGCCCAUCCCCGCCAAUGGCCUUCCCAUCCGCCUCAUUCCCCACCCUCACCUCACCACCACCACCAUGCACUGAUCGAUUAAUAGCAUCAUCAUCCAUCCAUCCAUGCACGGACACCACUACCUUGCACUUUGCUUCCCUUAAUAAAUAUUAUGAGUAUGGCUAACUAAGCAAAUAAUAUGCUUUGGACAAGCUAAAUAACAACACUGGUAUAUUAUUAUCUUACCUCAUGUAAUGUGUAUUGUCUUUGUAAUUUUGUUUCUUUUUCAUUUUACUAUAAUGGCACCGUGGCUUUCCUUAUUUUGGGUGGCUUGUAUGGAAGUACCCAUUUUUACUUGAGAAAGUGAACUAAGAUAUUAUAGUUGUUAUUGACAAUUUAGUCAUAUUUUGGA
Molecule: messenger RNA, 1849 nt
Organism: Humulus lupulus (European hop)
Lineage: Eukaryota; Viridiplantae; Streptophyta; Magnoliopsida; Rosales; Cannabaceae
Product: beta-amyrin 28-monooxygenase-like
Exons: 2
Coding region: 54-1532 (492 amino acids)
Biological process (GO): sterol metabolic process
Molecular function (GO): monooxygenase activity; iron ion binding; oxidoreductase activity, acting on paired donors, with incorporation or reduction of molecular oxygen
Source: RefSeq, a predicted model, not a curated record